Salvia hispanica is the source of this 675-nucleotide messenger RNA. It is a transcript of the gene PSBY, whose product is annotated as photosystem II BY. The record is from RefSeq and is a predicted model, not a curated record. Gene Ontology annotation, cellular component: chloroplast thylakoid; photosystem II; membrane. Gene Ontology annotation, biological process: photosynthesis; cell redox homeostasis. Gene Ontology annotation, molecular function: manganese ion binding. Lineage: Eukaryota; Viridiplantae; Streptophyta; Magnoliopsida; Lamiales; Lamiaceae.
AAACUUUAAUUACACUAAUUUCUUGAUCACCCAUAUUCACCCCCAAAAACACACACACACACAAUGGCAGCCACAAUGGCCACAACCAUGGCACUCCUCAACCCCAAAUGCUUCACUCCCACCACCGCCAUCAAGCCCACAAAGCCCCUCCUCUCCCUCCCCAAAUUCCUCACCCCCGCCUCCGCCCCGGCCGUGGCGGGAACCGUCUUCGCGGCCCUGUCGGGCGCAGAGCCGGCCUUGGCGGCCCAGCAGCUGGCGGAGAUCGCGGAGGGGGACAACCGCGGCAUCGCCCUCCUGAUCCCCAUCAUCCCGGCGAUCCUGUGGGUGCUCUACAACAUCCUGCAGCCGGCGCUCAACCAGAUCAACAAGAUGAGGGUCACCAAGGGCCUCAUCGCCGGCCUCGGCGGUGGCCUAGCGGCGGCGGGGCUCCUCCAUCCGCAAGAGGCGGCUGCCGCGGCGGAGGCGGCGGCGGACAACAGGGGGCAGCUGCUGCUGUUUGUGGUGGCGCCGGCGAUUGGGUGGGUGCUUUACAACAUCUUGCAGCCUGCUUUGAACCAGAUUAACAGGAUGAGAUCGGAUUGAGUAAAAAGGAUGUGUGUAAUUAUAUGAAAUCUUCUUCUCUUUUUCAUGUGCAUGUGAUUGUAUUAUUCCUAAUAAUAGAAACUCUUUCUGGCA